UCCAAAGAACUCGAGCAGAACCCAGAGGCUGAACCGGGUCCAAACUGGAUGUCCGACUCCCUCAUGAUGUUCUGCUGCAGUCUGGGUCAUGGGACAGGAAGUGAUGUCAUCAUACCACAGAAACUCGAGUCCUGGUGACCGUCCUGAAGCUGGAUGGAAUCUCAGCAGAACCUUGGACCAGAACCAGAACCAGAUUCUACUGAGAUCCUCACACUGAUUUCAAUCUGAUCCAGUUGGUUCUGAUUUGGUCUAUUGGACCUGAUGAGGCCCAGUUCUCUGCUCCAGAACCAGCUGGUGGUUCUCUUUGGACACAGCUUCCUGGACAGAACCAGACAGAUCAAAACGGGUUGGACCAGAACCACAGGAACGGGUCGGACUCCCUCCAACAGGAAGUCCAGAUUGGGAAUCAUGACUUGGCAAAACAAAGCCAAGCAGCCGGUCCAAAAGGUUCUGGUUCUGAGUCAACAGCUGGGCCCACAGGGACCACCCGGUCCUGACCUCUGACCAGAACCAGCACUGGGAACCGGAUCACAAUGACGGUGGACCAGCAGCUGGUUGGAAGCAUUUACUACAGUUAAACAAAGGUCACGACCCCAAGGAAGAACUUCCUGUUUGGUUUACUAGACUCAAUCUGGCUAACUGGACUGGAUUCAGGAACAGAACCAGAACCCAACCAGAGCUCCUGAUGAACCAGCAAGUACUGAGGUUCUGCUGCUGGUUCUGGUCCUACUGGACCUCUCUGGGUCGGGAGGUUCUGGUUCGGUUUCAGGUGUUGAAAUGUUUGUUUCCUGUCUGAGUCAUUCAGUCUGACUCACCUGUGGAUGCAAUGUUUCCAUGACGCCUUCAGGGCCUUCUGGUAAACUCACCUGUUCCAUGACGCCUUCAGGGCCCUCAGGUAAACUCACCUGUUCUAUGACACCUUCAGGGCCCUCAGGUAAACUCACCUGUUCCAUGACGCCUUCAGGGCCUCCAGAUGUUUGAUCGGGGCAGACAGUGUGAGCUUUGAGCUAAUGUUAGCAACUGUAAAUAUAAAACUAUUAAUUUCUACGUUAUUCUGCUCUGUCUGAUAUUCACUGUAUAUUUUAGAUAUUCAUAAUUAUUAAUUCUAAGAAUUUAUAUUCGGAUUAUUAUUGAUUGAUAAUCAGGGUUUUUCUGUUAAUGUGGAUGAGAAUUAAAAUAAAUACAUUUAACUUCACUAAAGUAAACUGGUCAGGUCUGACUUCAGCUAAUCUAAUCUAAACUAUGCUUAACUAAAAUGAAAUAAAAUAAACCGCAUUUAACUAAACUCAAACCAACCAGCUGAGAAUCAAACAGACGCUUUUAUUAUUAAAUGCAGCCUUUUAUUUUGAAAAACGGAAACUGCGUCACCAUCCGGCAGCUUCCGCAGUCUCAACUCCAGUUGGUCAGCUGACCGUCGGUCGGUCUGCUGACUGUCAAACAACCGAAACCAACUGUGAGCCGGGACUCGGAACCGUUUGGACCACCGGAUACGCAGCCUGAGAGUCCCGCCUGGUGGAGCUCCAAACCCCGCACUGGUUCCUGUCCCUGUACCCGGCAGGAGGCCCGAUCUCCGGCCUGAACACACCCGCCUCUUCCCUCCGCUGUGAGGCCGGUCAGCUGGUCGCCGUCCGACCGGAGCCAGAGCGACCCGAGGCGGCCUGCCAGCCCCGCGUCGCCCCGGACCCCGGAGCAGCAUGGCCCCGCUGGAUGUGGCCCUGCAGGGCUUCUCGGUGUUCGGCCUGGUUCUGUUCGCGGUUCUGUGGCUCAUGCACUUCAUGUCCAUCAUCUAUGUGCGUCUCCACCUCCAUAGGAAGAGGUCAGAGGUCAAGCAGCCGUUUGCUCAGGUCCUGGGCGUUUCUCUGCUGAAGCCGCUGAAGGGCGUCGACCCCAACCUGAUCUCCAACCUGGAGACCUUCUUCACCCUGGACUACCCCAAGUACGAGAUCCUGCUGUGUGUCCAGGACCAGGACGACCCGGCUGUGGACGUCUGCAAGAAGCUGCUGGGAAAGUAUCCCAACGUGGACGCCGGACUGUUCAUCGGUGGGAAGAAGGUCGGGAUCAACCCCAAGAUCAACAACCUGAUGCCCGGAUACGAAGCAGCCAAGUACGGACUGGUGUGGAUCUGUGACAGCGGCAUCCGAGUGAAACCCGACACUCUGACCGACCUGACCAAUCAGAUGACGGAGAAGGUGGGUCUGGUCCACGGGCUGCCGUACGUCGCCGACCGUCAAGGCUUCGCCGCGACGCUGGAGCAGGUGUACUUCGGGACGUCUCACCCCCGCUCCUACAUCUCGGCCAACGUGACAGGGAUCAAGUGCGUGACGGGAAUGUCGUGUCUGAUGCGGAAGGAUGUUCUGGACCAGGCGGGGGGGCUGGUGGCCUUCGCCCAGUACAUCGCCGAGGAUUACUUCAUGGCCAAGGCCAUCGCCGACAGAGGAUGGAAGUUCUCCAUGGCGACGCAGGUGGCGCUGCAGAACUCUGGCUCCUACUCCAUUGGUCAGUUCCAGUCCCGCAUGAUCAGGUGGACCAAGCUGCGCAUCAACAUGGUUCCUGCCACCGUCCUAGAGCCCGUCUCUGAGUGCUUCCUGGCCAGCCUCAUCAUCGGCUGGGCUGCACAUCACGUCUUCAGGUGGGACAUGAUGGUCUUCUUCAUGUGUCACUGCCUCGCCUGGUUCAUCGCCGACUACAUCCAGCUGACGGGAGUCCAGGGCGGCGCCCUGAGCUUCUCCAAGCUGGACUUCGCCGUGGCGUGGUUCAUCAGGGAGUCCAUGUCGGUGCAGAUCUUCCUGUCGGCACUAUGGGACCCCACCAUCAGCUGGAGAACGGGUCGGUACCGGCUCCGCUGCGGCGGCACCGCCGAGGAGAUCCUGGAUGUGUAG
This is a messenger RNA of Xiphophorus maculatus (southern platyfish), 2879 nucleotides long. RefSeq names its product UDP-glucose ceramide glucosyltransferase (gene ugcg). Gene Ontology annotation, molecular function: ceramide glucosyltransferase activity. The record is from RefSeq and is a predicted model, not a curated record. Lineage: Eukaryota; Metazoa; Chordata; Actinopteri; Cyprinodontiformes; Poeciliidae. Bases 1695 to 2879 code for a protein of 394 amino acids. Gene Ontology annotation, biological process: glucosylceramide biosynthetic process. The transcript has 11 exons. Gene Ontology annotation, cellular component: membrane.